CAUUCGAAUAAUUUAUCCAUCUAUUGAAUAAAUAAAUAGCCCUACGCAAAAGCAAAGGAUAGAGAGACGUGAGGCAAUUAGAUCGCCGAUGCUAGCGGAUUCUCUACCAGCUCUCAAACGAAAGCGAUUCUCCGUUGCUGAUCCUAUGGAUGCCAAUUUUGCAACGGAAAAGCUUGCUGCUGCAAAGCAAAAUUACGGUCGUGAAAUCUGUGUGUUCGAGACAACACCAGCAACGAUUUCUCAAACGACGAAUAAUGCCUCUGAUAGUGAGGAACCAGACGACUUGGAAUUCACCACAGAAGAUUAUUAUCGCAUAUUGGCUACCAAGAAAAAGGAAGAUAAAUAUUUGAAGACAAAAAAGAUUCGAGAUGCAGAAGCAGCAGCUAGUAGAUCGAGAAUCACCAAGGCUGUGGUUCGUGUAAGGUUCCCGGAUAAUCACACAUUAGAAGCGACAUUCCAUCCAUCAGAGACGCUGCAAAGCUUAGUUGAUCUUCUUGUGAAAGUUGUGGCUCGACCUGAUCUCCCUUUUUAUAUAUAUACCACUCCUCCAAAGAAGCAAAUAAAAGACUUGUCACAGGACUUGUAUUCUGCUGGGUUUGUUCCUGGUGCAAUUGUAUAUUAUUCAUAUGACCUACCAAAAGGUGUCGAAACCCCACAAGGCGCAUAUCUUAAAGAUGAUGUCAUGUCUUUGAAAGGUCUAGAACUUGUACCUGUGCAGAAGCCUGAUUCUGAUCAACCUGCUUCGGAACCUGUUGUGGCUGCUGUCCCUGCAUCGCAAAAGCCUGCCGGUGAGAAGAAGAUGGUGAAGCCAAAGUGGUUGAAAAUGUGACAUUCCAAGAGAAAUUACAGAUAUGUUAUCUGUUUUAUGUUGUUAAUUUCUUUUUAUAUUAUAAAAAGACUUUUAAAAACCGAUCAUGUUAUUAGCAAUACAAGAAAAUUGUUUCUUUA
Messenger RNA from Helianthus annuus (common sunflower), 948 nucleotides. RefSeq names its product plant UBX domain-containing protein 1. The record is from RefSeq and is a predicted model, not a curated record. NCBI's taxonomy places the organism in Eukaryota, Viridiplantae, Streptophyta, Magnoliopsida, Asterales, Asteraceae. Gene Ontology annotation, biological process: protein-containing complex disassembly. The transcript is spliced from 7 exons. Gene Ontology annotation, molecular function: ATPase binding. Bases 89 to 829 code for a protein of 246 amino acids.